CACAAGGUGUAUAAACGGCUUCUGCAACUAGCUCAGGUUCUCCCGAAGCCACGUCUCAACCACCGAAAAUCUGAAACAAGUCUAGACCUUCGUUCUAUACGACCGAGACCUGAUUUGAUUUCUGAUAGAAACUGAUUCGCUUGAUUUACUAGAAUUUUACUGGGUUUUCCACAUCUUCAAACUGAAACCAAUAUAGUAAUACUAGAAGCUGCCGAUCCACGUUCCCAGAACAGACACUCGCUAAUAUCGGAUCAGACUUAAAUCUACAAGACCGUCGCACAAAGUUCACUGUAGUUGACUAAGAAGACUGAAUCUUCAGAAAGGACCUUAAAGGAUCAAAUAAGUUGAAUAAAACCAUCUGGAUUUGAACCAGUUCAUCAACUCUCAAGGAUCCUCGACGGCUUGAUAUCAAAAACUCAUAAAACUUUCUAUUGUUAGUUGGACUGUGCGAUAAGAUACUGAAAUCAUACAAAACUCCACUUUUUCAAAUUGCUGAAAUUUCUCAUAUCACUGAAUACUUAAUACCAUCCAGUGCAAUUCAAGUUUUCGGAUCUUUGAAUCUUUGAAUCUUUGAAUCUUCACAUUAUCGAAUCUUCGAAAUACUGAAUUCCUCAGUAGCCUCAUUUUAAAAUUUUAACAACCAUAAUGUCUGCCGUUCAGGUUCUUGCUGUUGGAGUUAAUCCCAACGUUGCAUUUUAUGCAUGGCGACUCCAUGAAACGAAAUCGGUUGAGGUCACUGUGGUCAACUCAACGUUGUCUAACUCCACUAUCUACUGGACAUCUUCUUCGUUUGGAGACAACAUUGGCUACAAACCGCAACAGUGCUAUCGCUCUGUGGCCGAAAUACCUCGUAAAUCGUCCGUGUCGUACGACAUUAUUGUAUUGAGUAGUCCAUCUCUUCAAGAUUUCCAGAAGCUCUGUUCUUCUUUUGCUCCCUACAUGAGAGACGAUUCUAUCAUCUUGAUCGAAUCCACAGGUUUUGUCAACUUGGAGCCGUUUGUUCAGCUUUGCUUUCCCAAGAAGAGCAAUUUGUGUAUCAUGUCGAUCAUGAACGAAAGUGACGUCAGACAAGUUGGAAACAACAGGUACUUACACACUAUAAGAAACUCAGACACCAGAAUCUACUUUGGAACGUCUUUGGGUUCCAACAGGAUCAACGCCAACCCAAAUUUUCAAAGAAUGUACAAACUCUUGCAAACAAUCCAGAAAGAUUCAGCCAAUAACAUUAGUCUCUUGAAAUCUUUGAAUCCGAAGGAGUUCAUGACUUACCAGUGGAAAAUGGCCAUUCCUCGUAUCAUAUUCAACCCUUUGUCGAUUAUCUUCGAAUUUGAAUUCCCCCAGAUGUUGGAGUCGCAGAUUCUUUGUAAGCCACUAGUGACAGGUAUUAUCAACGAGUUGUUCAAGAUCAUCAAGAAAAUGGACUGUAAACUUGUGAAAGGAUUCGAGAAUGAGGAGAACUUGUUGAAAAACUGGACUUCUCUUUUUCCAAAAACAUCCAACAAUAGCGAGUACAUUAACUCCAACAACUUGUUCUACAACUUCUACAAGAACUAUGACUUGGACGUUGACUUACUUCUCUUGCAGCCCAUCUUAUUAGCGGACGAUCACGGCAUCAGAACUCCCUAUUUGGAGAACUUGUAUUCGACUAUGUGUCAGUACGCCAAGCUUAAUAAUGGUAGUUCUCUUUUCUUUGCCAGAAAGGGAGGUGACCAGGACAAGCUUGAGACAAUCGGCCAAUUGGACGAAGAAAUCAAGAAGAGAACUGCCCAGAAGAGCUCAUUAGACUCCACUAUAAGAGAAUCUGAAAACAAGAAGGCUCAGCAUGAAAACGCUAUUGUCGCAUUACUGGUUCAGAUCCACGAUAAGGAAACUUAUUUGGCCAGUUUGCUCUCAAAGCAAGAGCAGAAAUUGAAACAGUUGGAAGGUCAGUAUAACCAAAAGUUCAAGGACUUGGAUGAUCAGUAUCAAAGACAAUACGAACAGAACCAGCAGCGAUUGCAGGAGAAGCCAUUGCCUGAGAGGAAUGAUUCUUCCAACCCCGUUAAUGGAAAUAGCAGUGGUAAUGUUCACGGCAAUGGCAAUGGUAACAGUAACAAUAACAACAAUAAUGGAGGGAGCGGUAAUGGUAACACUAAUGGCAACAGCAAUAGUAAUGGCGUCGUUAAUGGCCCCGUGAACCGCAACAGUUCUCCAUCUGGCACCGACAGCUUGACGGACUUGACGGAUAUUGCUUUGUAUGGAGCAGCUAUCAACAACGAGUCGUCAAAUCAACAGCAAUACGCUCCAUACGCCUCUGGAGAUGCCAAUGGAAACCAACAGCAGCAGCAGCUCUACGUCGAUACCCAGUUUGGGCCACAACAGCAAUAUGCUCAACAACAGUAUGUUCAAAAGUAUAACCAGUAUAACAACGUUCCCAAUGGAUAUCAGCAGUCGCCCAUAGACCAGCAGCCUCCACAUGGAUUACCACCCAAUGGAAUGCCGCAGAAUGCCCUUCCGCCUAAUUUGAGGUCUAACCUGAUGAUGCUGACCAGAUAUCAGCAGCCCCCACAACCCAAUGGAUACUACAAUGCUCCUCCCAGAAGAGUCAGCUCUAUUCCUAACAACGUGAAUGGAUACUUUGAAGGUGGAUACCAACCACAGCAGUAUCCACAACAGCAGCAGUAUUAUCCACAACAGCAAUCUAGCUUCAACAAUGCUGCACCCAUUGAUCCGAUGCUUGAACUGAGAUUCAAGGCUAAGAAGCAAAAUCGUCGUUCUCAGAUGCCUUUAGGUACCGGCUCGAUGAGUGGAAACUUGGAUGGCUUGGAUAUGGGAGGUCGUGGUGGAAUGCCGAUGCCGGGUGCGCAAAAGAACAGACCGAUGGGACCACCAGGCAACUAUAGAAGAUCUACGGGCCCUGUCAACACUCUCAACGGCCAGUUCAACAACCUUGCUGUGAAUAACACCGGCGGGCUGAUGCCCAUGAACCAGCAUCCACUGCAGAAUUACUUGCAACCACCUUUGUUGCACGGUUCCAAUGCUUCAAGCAACUCCUCCACCAAUUCCAACGAUACGCCCAAGACCCACAGCAGCAACGACAACGUUAACAUCAACGAAAGCGUGCUGUUGUCGGUGCCUGCAGCUGAUACUUCAGCUAAACCACUAGGAGGUAUCUCGCAGUCUAACAGAAGAAGUCUCACCGACAGACUGCUGAAGAAAAAGGGCGGAAUCUUUGGGAAAAAGGGAUAGGGAAUGCUGAAAAACGCUUAAUAUAAUUUGUAACUGUAUUUAUAUAGUGGGACAAGGCCACUAUGUGGAGUAGUUGAUAAGACGUUGACUAGUGGUGGCUGAUCCUGAGGCUUGUUUGCUUUUUUAGUAUUCGUAUAUAUUUAUUGAUUUUAUUGAU
This is a messenger RNA of Scheffersomyces stipitis CBS 6054, 3385 nucleotides long. RefSeq lists its product as uncharacterized. Gene Ontology annotation, molecular function: oxidoreductase activity. The coding region runs from base 646 to 3228 and encodes 860 amino acids. The record is from RefSeq and is a predicted model, not a curated record. NCBI's taxonomy places the organism in Eukaryota, Fungi, Ascomycota, Pichiomycetes, Serinales, Debaryomycetaceae. The transcript is spliced from 2 exons. Gene Ontology annotation, cellular component: cytoplasm.